This is a messenger RNA of Talaromyces rugulosus, 954 nucleotides long. RefSeq lists its product as uncharacterized. Lineage: Eukaryota; Fungi; Ascomycota; Eurotiomycetes; Eurotiales; Trichocomaceae. The transcript has 2 exons. The coding region runs from base 1 to 954 and encodes 317 amino acids. The record is from RefSeq and is a predicted model, not a curated record.
AUGGCGACAUCUCCACCUUUGUCGCAACGACACCAUCACCACCGGCUAUCGCCCUCUUUCACCGACUCCGCGAUUGACGUCGAGCUCAGCGAACCCGGUCGAACCGAGCAGUCGGAGCAGUCGGAGCAGUCGCAUGUUGAUGAUGAUGAUGAUGAGCUCGAAACUCGCCUGGCGCGCAUUGCGCAACUCGCCGCGGCGCAGGAUUCGUUUCGCGGGCUGGAUGGAGACGGGCGCGCGGCGGUCGAGAGAUAUCUGGAUGGAUUGGAGGGGCAAUUGCUUGAUCCGCGACCGCAAAUUACGCGCGAAAUAGCCAAGAACAGGCCCGUUAGCAGAAGUGCAAGUAAUAAUAGUCCGACGACUACCGAGGCUGGGACGGGGACGGUUACGCCGACUGCUAUUAUUCCUCAUACGACGACGACGCGCCGGCGAAAAGAUGAGAAUCGGGCCAUGGAGCAGACGUCGCUUGACCUGACGGCGCUUCUGGAAGAGCUGUCAACUGUCAAUGCCGAGCUGCAGCAGCGCCGCGUCGAGGCUUGUCAUAUCCAUGAUCUUUUCACUAGCAAGUGCGAGGGCAUGGCACAGCGAAUCAUUGAACUGGACCACGAGAUACAUGAACUGAGAUCCGAUAUAGUCGAAGAUACGAUAGAGCUCGAGGGUCUUCGUGGGACGGUUCGAGGACUGGAAAGUUGGAUUGGCCGGUGGCAACGCCAGCGAGAUAUUACUAUCAACUCUUCUUCUUCUCCUUCUCCGUCUCAGUCACGAAGUAGAUGGAAACGGAAGAAACAACAUGCACCCCAGGAAGCCGAGGACGAAAACGAGAACGAUUUCGACACCCUGUUAGACGGCAUCUCGGCGUGGAUGCGCGGAUGGAAUGAUGUAGAAGAAGGGUUUCGCGUGCGCGCUCGAAGGCGAAAGCUGCGACGAGAACGACAGUUCAAUCCAAUCCAGCGCUAG